Hemibagrus wyckioides is the source of this 1940-nucleotide messenger RNA. It is a transcript of the gene cited1, whose product is annotated as Cbp/p300-interacting transactivator, with Glu/Asp-rich carboxy-terminal domain, 1. The record is from RefSeq and is a predicted model, not a curated record. The transcript has 2 exons. Bases 249 to 716 code for a protein of 155 amino acids. Gene Ontology annotation, cellular component: nucleus. Lineage: Eukaryota; Metazoa; Chordata; Actinopteri; Siluriformes; Bagridae. Gene Ontology annotation, biological process: regulation of DNA-templated transcription.
AGUGCCUUUGAUUGAGGAGCUGGACUCUCUGAUCCUGCUGAGGGAAGAGAGACAAGUCUUCAGCAGCGUAUAUACAGCGCGUCGCAUCUUUCACGGGAACUUGUCAACGCAGGUUUCCCCUCUCGUUUAUUUAUCCUAAAGAUAUUUGAAUCAUUUGAUGACCAGCAGCCAGCCUUGAACCCGGUGUGAUACUGAAGCCGCAGGCGCAAACAAGACACUGCUGACUUUCUCUAAGGUGUCACCAGGUAAUGAGCUUACUGCUGCUCUCCAGCUCAAGCAUGAAGGACCGUGACUCUCUGACCCUCCUGCACUACACAAACUCUGGCAAAACAGGCCCACAGUACCCACCUCCCAAUCUCCACUCUUCCUCUCCUGGCCUCACCAAGUCCCAGCCCUUCUGUCUGCAGUCCAGCCAGCACCUCAUAGCCUCCAUGCAGCUGCAGAAACUCAACAGCCACUAUCAGAGCCUGGCUACCUCUUCUACAGUUUCUUCUGGACCCAACAGAGGAUUUGGCAGUGCUUCAAUGAGUCCGACACAAAUCUCUGGCCCUGGGAUGGCUCAAGGGUCUGGGAUCAUAGAUUCUGAUCCAGUGGAUGAGGAUGUCCUGAUGUCUCUGGUAGUGGAGCUUGGUUUGGACAGAGCUAAUGAACUUCCAGAGCUGUGGCUGGGCCAGAAUGAGUUUGACUUCAUAUCAGAUGUACCUGCUGGGUGCUGACCCCCUGAAAGAAAAUCCCUACUCACUUUUUUGCUGCCUCCUUUUUUUGCACCUGAGACACUGUUGGAUGGCUCAUGAAAGUGUGAGAAUUUUUUUUUUGAAAGCUCUUUUUCAUGUGUAAAGACACUAGCUCAAGCUGCAGAUGUAUAGGAAACUAUGUACUCUCACAAUCAAAAGACUACUUGGACCACUCCAGUUGAGAGGCUCUCUUGAAACUAAAACUUGGUAACUCUUGCUAUUCACGGUCUUGCUUGUUAUAAUCCUUUCCACCUUUCCAAGCUCUGGUUUCAAAGUGGUGCAAGAAUUUCAAACAAGUCACCAGACAUGGAGUUAAGUCAUGAGCUUCACACAUGGACUAGACCUCCAACACGAACGCUACCAGACAUUUUUUCCCCCAUGUCUACUACAGAAGCAGGCUGAGGUUUUUUUUAAACUUCAUUUCAUGGACUUUUUUCCCCAGUGGGCAUCUUCACCACCUGAGAUCUAAAAUACAAUAAAAGUUAUGUGAAUUCACAAUACAUUUCUUGUGAAAGAUUAGAUAUUUAUGUGGUCUCUAAUGGAUUGGAUUCAUGUAUUGCCACCUGCCAUCUGUGGGUUCUGUCCAUACGAGCAGCCGGGUGGUGUUUCUGUUCUGUAAUGGAAGGUGAUCCUGAAACCAGCAUGGGCUACUCUUUUCCAAAAUGCAUGUCAUCACAAGACUCCUUUCCACUGAGGUAACCUGAUCUAUCCGACAGUUUUCCAUGGUUAAAUAUAUUAAUGAUGGACGUGUCCAUUUACUCCACUCAUAGCCUCACUUUAGGUCUAGAAAGAUUGUGAGCAGAAGCAGAAACUCAGCCGAUUAUUCCAAGCAAACUAAAUAGUUUAGAUUAUGAACCCUAUUAUAAAAGCACUAUAUUUGUAUGUGUUUAAUCAAAUGUCUGUUUUUUUUUUGUCUUGUAUAAGAAUAGAAAAAUGAUCUAAAAGACUCUACUGUCAUGUUGUUUAGCGUUGACUAAUGCAGACCUGUGUUGAUAAUGGAGUAAUCUCUUUUAUUUUGGUUUAACACUCCUGGAUGAAUCAUAAGUGGUGAUUGUGUUUUUGUUUUGUUUAGCACUUUCCUUCCAUCUUGUGUAAUUUUUCUACAAAAGAUGUGAUUACUGUUAUAUUUAAAGUGUACUCUAUUUUGUUUGUUUGUUUUUUUUUCAAAAUAUACAUAAAUAAAAAGUACAGAAUUCAAACCUUUUA